This is a messenger RNA of Penicillium brasilianum, 839 nucleotides long. Lineage: Eukaryota; Fungi; Ascomycota; Eurotiomycetes; Eurotiales; Aspergillaceae. The record is from the annotation of a GenBank genome assembly.
CCGACGUCGACAUCUUUAUACGCCAUUAUUCUUCUAAUCUUACAGCAUACUAUCCUUAAACAUCCGAUUCGAAUUCGUACACUUCUUUGCCUUUCUCAUCGGUCGCCAUGCAUUUUACCGGAGUUCUCGCCGUCUCGGCUUCCCUCUUUGCUGUCGCCUUUGCCAACGACCCUCUUGCCUUUACGGCUUGGCCUAAGGAUAUCCAGGCUGGCAAGCCUGUCACUUUGACAUGGGCGGGUGGUGUUCCUGACCAGCCCGUCACUCUCACCCUCCGCAAAGGAACCUCUACCAACCUCCAGGAUGUCGAGAUCAUUACCGCUCAGGCCAAGGACGGCACCUUCACCUGGACCCCCGGUGACAAUGUCAAGAGUGGACAAGACUAUGCUUUCCAGAUCACCCAGGGUGGCGAGCGCAACUACUCUGCUCUUCUUAAGGCCGGACCUGCUGUAAAGGCCGAUUCUGCAUCGGAGUCUUCACAGACAAACACUGCUGCUACCAAUAUCCACGCCGCUCAGACUAGCAGCAGCAGCUCCUCCACCACCUCCAACUCCUCUUCGUCCUCCGCAAGCAGUGGUACUACUGCCGCUCAGCCCAAUACCACGACAAGCAAGCUAUUGAUCAGUUCGUCUGCCGCAGCUACUCCCUCCAGCAGCCCGGCCUCUUCAACUACCAUCGUCCACUCCGUCACUGCUGCUGAACCCUUUGAGACCAGCCAUAUCAAGAAUGGCAAGGCGGCCUCGGCAACCGGUAGUAUUCAGAAUGGCCGAGCUUCAUCUUUGCAGUCCUACUCACCGCUCGUCAUGGGCGCGCUGGGUAUGCUGGUGUAUCUCCUUCAGUAA